Nematolebias whitei (Rio pearlfish) is the source of this 1515-nucleotide messenger RNA. It is a transcript of the gene hdac3, whose product is annotated as histone deacetylase 3. Bases 123 to 1409 code for a protein of 428 amino acids. NCBI's taxonomy places the organism in Eukaryota, Metazoa, Chordata, Actinopteri, Cyprinodontiformes, Rivulidae. Gene Ontology annotation, molecular function: histone deacetylase activity. The record is from RefSeq and is a predicted model, not a curated record. The transcript is spliced from 15 exons.
GAGUGAUGACGUAUUCUCGUCCGUGGUUUCGGCUACUAAUGAAAGAAAUAUGCAGCAGGUAACGCUGCAGGAAUAGGAGUACUGUAGUAUUUUACAUAAAGUUAGGAGUUGUAGCUCUUAAAAUGACCAACAGAACAUCUUACUUUUAUGACCCGGAUGUGGGCAACUUUCAUUACGGUGCUGGCCACCCCAUGAAGCCUCACCGGUUGUCCCUCACCCACAGCCUGGUGUUACACUACGGCCUCUACAAGAAAAUGAUGGUUUUCAAGCCGUACAAAGCUUCUCAGCAUGACAUGUGUCGUUUCCACUCUGAAGAUUACAUUGACUUCCUGCAGAAAGUCAGUCCUAAUAAUAUGCAGGGCUUCACCAAGAGCCUCAACGCUUUUAAUGUGGGAGAUGACUGUCCAGUGUUUCCAGGUCUGUUUGAGUUUUGUUCAAGAUACACUGGAGCAUCUUUACAAGGAGCUACACAACUCAACCACAAGAUUUGUGACAUCGCCAUCAACUGGGCUGGUGGUUUGCAUCACGCCAAAAAGUUUGAGGCGUCUGGCUUUUGUUACGUCAAUGACAUCGUCAUCAGUAUACUGGAGCUUCUCAAGUACCACCCAAGAGUUCUGUACAUUGACAUAGACAUUCACCAUGGUGACGGUGUCCAGGAAGCCUUUUACCUAACGGACAGAGUCAUGACUGUGUCCUUCCACAAAUAUGGGAACUACUUUUUCCCUGGAACAGGUGACAUGUACGAGGUGGGAGCAGAGAGUGGCCGCUACUACUGCCUAAACGUUCCUCUAAGAGAUGGCAUUGAUGAUCAGAGCUACAGGCAGCUGUUCCAGCCUGUUAUAAAGCAGGUGGUGGAUUACUACCAGCCAACUUGCAUCGUCCUGCAGUGUGGAGCAGAUUCUCUGGGCUGUGACAGACUGGGCUGCUUCAACCUCAGCAUACGAGGACAUGGCGAGUGUGUGGAGUUUGUAAAGAGUUUUAAGAUACCGCUGUUGGUCCUUGGAGGAGGAGGAUACACUGUGAGGAAUGUAGCUCGCUGUUGGACCUUUGAGACGUCUCUGCUACUGGAUGAAUCAAUUAGUGAUGAACUGCCAUAUAGUGAGUAUUUUGAGUACUUUGCUCCAGAUUUCACACUGCAUCCUGAUGUCAGCACCAGGAUAGAAAACCAAAACUCCAGACAGUAUUUGGAGCAGAUCCGUCAGACUGUGUUUGAAAACUUGAAGAUGUUGAACCACGCACCCAGUGUCCAGAUCCACGACGUUCCCUCAGACAUGCUGAGUUAUGAGCGCAACGACGAGCCUGACCCUGACGAGCGGGGAGCUGAGGAAAACUACAGCCGGCCUGAGGCAGCGAAUGAGUUCUACGAUGGUGACCAUGACAAUGACAAAGAAAGCGACGUAGAAAUUUGAGCCAAGUGUUGAAGCGACUGUGAACUGAAACACACUCGCUUCAUCCCAACUCCACAGCUGAACUGACGUCAUGAGUUUGUUUUUAAAGCAGUAAGGUUUUUAUAAU